Molecule: messenger RNA, 3028 nt
Organism: Cydia amplana
Lineage: Eukaryota; Metazoa; Arthropoda; Insecta; Lepidoptera; Tortricidae
Exons: 12
Coding region: 254-2929 (891 amino acids)
Source: RefSeq, a predicted model, not a curated record
AUGAUUGGCUGACUUGACCUGUUAUCAAAAUAAUAAGAAAUUGUUCUCUUUUAUAAUGAAAUAAAUUAGGUUGGAAAACUAUUUAGGAACAAGUAUAUGACCAACAGUAUCUGUGAAUGUUUAUUAUGAUUUCUCAGUUCAAUCGUAUCUCCUUUUGCUUUGAACGGUUACCUUUUAACAAGGAGCAACUGCAAUGCAAAUAUACUGCUUUUCAAGUUUAGGUUCUUACUUAUUGUUUUUGAAUGACGUGUAAAUGUUUCCGACGGUAGAAACUGAAGAAAACAUUGUUCAAAUAGCACCGCAGAGUAACACAUCUAGUCCAUCCAAACAUGCCCAAAGACCAGAAAGUUCUGAAGGGUCCAAACAGCAUAAUAAAGAAUCAGUCACAAUGUUGAUUAAAGAAAUGGUAUUUUUCGCCGCUUUAGCGUUAACGACAUAUGGUGCUCUUCAUAAUUCGCCUUCUAAGAUGUCAAAGCAUCCUAAAGCUACAAAGUUCUUCAGUUCGGAUUCACUAGUAAUAGAUUGGCAUAAAGGGCAGCUAACUAAUGCCCACGCCACUAUUAACAAUGUUGAUUUGUCCUUUGUCAUGUACUAUGCUCCUUGGGAUGCAGAGUCUCAGUAUGUUAGAGGACAAUUUGAAGAGGCUGCAGUGGUAUUAAAUGAUCGCGUGCACUUCUCAGCUAUCAACUGUUGGAAUCCGGGGAGCGAAUGUAGGCUCCAGCACAACAAAAUUCCUUCGUGGCCAAUUCUGAUUGCUUACACUAGUACUUCACGAGGUGUUCUGUAUAAAGGUCCAAGAGAUGCUCAUAGUAUGGUUAGAUUCCUGGAAUUAGUAAUGAAACCUUUAGAAAGGAUCUCAACUACUGAAGAUCUUGUUCAACUGUUGUCUAUCUGUGAUGCUGUAGCUGUAGGAUAUACGCCAAUAACUGAUACCUCGCGCUACUACAACACUUGGUACCACGUCGCCGUCAAAAUACGCGAGUUUGACUUUAUUGGCGAAGUCUGCUUCGGUGUUGUGACGUCGGAGGACCUGGCUGUUGAUCUCGGAGUCAACAGUGUGCCAAGUGCCAGGCUGAUGUUAUGGAACGAUACAAAGGAAUAUGUACUAGACGAGAGUGAAAACACAUGGAACGAGUCUUCCCUAAUCAACUGGGUUUUAGAGAACUUCUCGCAACCCGCCGGGAGAAUCGUGCCUAUGUGGAGGAAAGCCUUCACCUUCGAGAGAUACGUGGACGGCAGCCCGCUACUAAUACUCUUUACCCCACUUAAUCCCUUAUAUGAACAACUGCCAUCUUAUUCGUUGCUAAGGGAAGUAGCAAUGGAAUAUUAUAACUGCAAACACAACGAAACUCUGAACUGGACCUCCGAGCUUAUAAAACUCCAACAAGUCCAACGCCUCAUGUACCAGCAAAAGGACUUCCUCAAAUACUGCGAAAACUACAAAUUCAAACAGCCUAUAAGAAAAACUAAUCCCUUAUACAGGAAAGAAGUUGUAUCUCACAACAAUAAGUAUCCUUGGAAUAACAACACACAACAGCAGAAAAACCAGAAAGGAGGAAUGUUCAGCUAUUUGUUUAAAGGAGGUUUUGAUAUAUCAAAAGUAGUGGGCAGUGAUGAGAAGUCUUACCUUAUGUCUACGCUAGGCUUGGUAGAGGAAUGUUCGGCGCCCGUGAUGCCGGCGGAAAAGAGUUUCUAUGAUAAUUAUGAGCAGUGCCGGUUUACGGAAAACGAGAAGCUGGAUAAUGAACCCUUAUUGGAAGAGGAAGAAUUGAGAACCACAAUGUUGCCGUUCGAAGACGACCCGCUUUCCCCCGAAAACCUCAUUCAAGAUAACGUUCAACAUUUCUGUAAACUCAUGAGAUUCGCCAACACGUGGGGAUCACCGGUGUACCCGCAGCGCGCCACCACCAAUGUGUCGCACAUACACGGUCUCGCGUGUGCUCAGAACACUAGUCUGAACAUGUUGGCGGUUGACAGCGUGAGGAACCAUCACUUUGCGGAGUUUCUUGGCAUAGACAUAACUAGCAAGAAGGAUAAAACGGCGGUUGUCAUAUUGGAUAGCAAGCACGAAAGCCAGUACCUGUUGUCAGAAGAAUACUCAGCCAAAUCCCUAAGAGAUUUCAUCCACAACUUCACCUACAAGAGCUUGAAGCGUUCGCUCCGCACGUUGGUCGACGACGCGGACCGCACGCAUUACUUCGGGUCGGAUGGCGAAGUGGCACAGAUGGGCAUAGACGAGCAUACUGUGCAUGUGUUGGAGCUUACUACGCGUAGUUUUAGGCGACUUGUGAGGAAACCACAGAUGUUAACGAUAGUGUCGGUGUGCGGCGGGCUGUGCGGCGCGGCGACGACGCGCGCGGCGCUGGAGGCGGCGCGGCUGCUGGCGGCGUGCGGCGUGCCGGCGCGGGCGGCGCGGCUCGACGCGCUGCGGCACGACCUGCCCUGGCACUACACCGCCGUCACAUACCCCUCCAUCUUCGUGUUCUCCCCGCACAGCGAGGAAGGUGAGAUGCGGUACCCGCCGACGGCGCGCGUGUCUGGUAGCGGGCUGCUGGCGUUAGCGCUGCGUGGCUUGCGUGCGCCGCAGCGCAUGCGCGUACGACUUGCACUCUGCGCAAGACAUCAGUCGACUAAAGAAAAGAAGACUUGCCUGAGAGAUAUAAGAGAACACAUCACUACAGUUAUCGGCAGAAACCUAAAAUAUUGGCGUAGGACCGAAAACAGAGAGCUCAAAGACGCACUCUUCAAAAGACUACAGUUCCUUCACAGAGUGUCUCUAGAACUGAGCCUCCUUCACACGACUGACCUGGGAAAUUACCAAAAGGAAUUGUCCUUACUCGACUCACUUAGUAACUUGUCUAAUCACUGGGACAUUGACGUAUCGAUGUUAAGAAAAAAUGAUACAUCGUCGCAGAAAUUAACUAGUUGAUAUUAGGUUUAUUUUGUAUAUAUUGUACAUUUUACGAUUUGUAUCUAUGUUGUUUAUUUAUAGAGCCUGAAAGAGCUGAAUAAAAAUGUUACGAUAAAA